This is a messenger RNA of Siniperca chuatsi (mandarin fish), 945 nucleotides long. RefSeq names its product mucin-2-like. The record is from RefSeq and is a predicted model, not a curated record. Bases 1 to 945 code for a protein of 314 amino acids. The transcript has 3 exons. NCBI's taxonomy places the organism in Eukaryota, Metazoa, Chordata, Actinopteri, Centrarchiformes, Sinipercidae.
AUGUCCACCACGACCGUGGCAACAACAACACCUGCUACAACAACAACAACUGCUGCAACAACUACACCUGCUCCAACAACGAGAACUGCAGUAACAACAACACCUGCUCCAACAACAACGACUGCUGCAACAACGACACCUGCUCAGACAACGACAACGACAGCAACAACAACACCUGCUCCAACAACCACGACUGCGGCAACAACAACACCUGGUCCAACAACAACAGCAGCAACAACAUCUACACCUGCUCCAACAACAACAACUGCAGCAACAACUACACCUUCUCCGACAACAACGACAGCAGCUACAACUACACCUGCUUCAGCAACAACAACUUCAUCAACAACAACACCUGCUCCGACAACAACGACAGCAGCAACAACUACACCUGCUCCAACAACAACGACUGCUGCAUCAACGACACCUGCUCCAACAACGACAACUACAGCAACAACAACACCUGUUCCAAAGACCACGACCGUGGCAACAACAACACCUGCUACAACAACAACGACUGCUGCAACAACUACACCUGCUCCAACAACGAGAACUGCAGUAACAACAACACCUGCUCCAACAACAACGACUGCUGCAACAACGACACCUGCUCAGACAACGACAACGACAGCAACAACAACACCUGCUCCAACAACCACGACUGCGGCAACAACAACACCUGGUCCAACAACAACAGCAGCAACAACAUCUACACCUGGUCCAACAACAACAACUGCAUCAACAACUACACCUUCUCCGACAACAUCGACAGCAGCUACAACUACACCUGCUUCAACAACAACAACUUCAUCAACAACAACACCUGCUCCGACAACAACGACAGCAGCAACAACUACACCUGCUCCAACAACCACAACUACAGCAACAACAACACCUGCUCCAACAACAACGACCAACAACAACACUUGCUCCAACAACCACUAG